Messenger RNA from Xenopus laevis (African clawed frog), 2192 nucleotides. RefSeq names its product ras-related protein Rab-7a-like. NCBI's taxonomy places the organism in Eukaryota, Metazoa, Chordata, Amphibia, Anura, Pipidae. The transcript has 6 exons. The record is from RefSeq and is a predicted model, not a curated record. Bases 306 to 905 code for a protein of 199 amino acids.
GCGGUAAAGACUGUUUGCCAAUAGAGCCCUGUAGCAGUGCCAGCUGAACAGCAGAGAAGGCGUGUGAGGAUCUUCAGGUUCCACUGCACCUUAGGGUGAGCGACACCUCCCUUAAUUUAGCCUCUCACUCCUCCUCUCCACUCUCACAUGCUCGACAAGCAGGAACUCACUCAGCCCCAACAUGAUUUCCUAAUCCUUCUCAUGACUCGCUGAGCAAACCUGCAGCCCUUCCAGCUGGAGAAGCAAAUCAUUAAGAGUUCUUCCCGCCUAUCAUCCUGCUCUCGCUUCUCUGAAGGGCUUCAGCCAUGUUCCACAGGAAGCACAUCAAGCUUCUUCUCAUUGGGAAUGCAGGAUCAGGAAAGUCAGCAUUGAUGAACCAAUACGUCAACUGUCGGUUUACCAACUACUACAGAGCAACUAUUGGAGCAGAUUUCUUCACUAAGGAGCUACGGGUUAAUGAGAAGAUAGUGACAGUGCAGAUAUGGGACACAGCGGGAACAGAGCGAUUCCAGUCAUUGGGUGCUGCUCUCUAUAGAGGCACAGACUGUUGCCUGUUGGUGUUUGAUGUGAGCUCCCCUAACUCCUUCCAUGCUCUGGACAACUGGCACAGAGAGUUCCUGGUACAAGCCGAUCCCGUUUCUCCUGGAAGCUUCCCGUUCGUGGUGAUCGGUAAUAAGACAGACCUAGAGGAGCGGCAGGUUUCACCGCGGGAGGUAGAGGAAUGGUGUAAAAGGUUCAACGCAAAGUACUUUGAAACCAGCGCUAAGGAAGCAAGGAACGUAGAGGAGGCAUUCCUGGAGGCCAUCAAAUUGGGCUUAAACUAUCACCAGGAGCCUGACCAGACCUGGGAUACCAAGGUAGUGAACUUGUCUCCUCCGAGCAAUAGCAAGAAAUGUGACUGUUAGAGAGAGCAGGAGAACCGUAUCCAUUGUGCCUUAGGAGACCUCAGACAGUUAAAAGGAUGGUCCGACCCACCCCACCAUCACUCUCAAGAUCACAACGUGUGACUGGAAGGAUGGAGAACUGCGGGCAGAUCCUGUUUACUCAUCAGCCUGUACAGAACUUGUCAAACUGGUCAAGGCUACGUGAAGUCUAUACCUGCCCACUGAGCUGCUGCACAGGAACUGCCUUGGGUAACGUUCUCUGCUGGAACAAAAUAGAAGGAAGGACGAUAUUCUCCACAAAGCCAUUACCCCACCAACUUCCCAGUAAGGGCUGCCUGUUAUACAUGGACAAAUGAUUGAACUUUGCUGGCAGAAAGGCAGUCAUGGGAGGGGGGGGGCAGGACUGGACCAGCUAUCUAAUAACAGAUGAGUGGCUUAUACUGGGUCUGUGUGGGGCCCUGAACAGUUUUGGAGGUUCAGUAUCAGCUCAAGGUACUAGCUGGUAGCAAGGGGUAUUUUGAAAAAUAAGAGUUUACAUAUAUGUUUUAAAAAUUGUGUUAAAUAAACUGUCCAUAGAAUAUUACUGGAAAACUAUAAACACCAAUGAGUAUCCUGCUAGUGUAUUAAUACCUUGUUUUAUUUAAACUGAUUUCUAGUUCUAUAACAUAUUAAAAGGAAAGUUUACCUUUUUUUUUUAAUAUCUUUUUCUAUUCUGAACUGAAUAUACAAGCUAUGUUAUUCUAAAAGGGGGUUUUCACCUUUAAAUGAACGUGUAGAGUGAUAUUCUGUGACAAUUUGCAAUUGGUUUAAUUUUUUUUAAUGAUUUGUGGUUUUUGAGUUAUUCAGCAGCUCUCCAGGUUUGAAAUUCCAGCAGUCUGGUGGUUAAGGUCCAAAUGACCCUAGCAACCAUGCAUUGAUUUGAAUAAGAGACUGGAAUAUGAAUAGGAGAGGGCCUGAAUAGAAAGACAAGCAAUACAAUUAUAUUUUAACCUUAGAGAGCAUUUCUUUUUAAAUGGGGUCAGUGACCACCAUUUGAAAGCUGGAAUGAGUCAGAAGGUGGCAAAUAAUUCAAAAGCUAUAAGAAAUAAUGAAGACCAAAUGAAAAGUUGCUAGGAAUUGGCCUUUCUGUAAGUUACCAAAAGGUAAACCAACCCUGUGACUUUAAUAGGCCAGACUGGUUGCUCCUGAAAACUGCAUCAUGGAGCAAUGUUCUUUAUUUAAUGGCCAUGGGCAGACAGUAUGUUAUCUGGAAUUUUUUUUCAAAUGAUCCUUUUUCUCUGUAAUAAUAAAACAGUAGCUUGUACUUGA